This is a messenger RNA of Penaeus indicus, 5260 nucleotides long. RefSeq names its product cilia- and flagella-associated protein 97-like. Gene Ontology annotation, biological process: spermatogenesis. NCBI's taxonomy places the organism in Eukaryota, Metazoa, Arthropoda, Malacostraca, Decapoda, Penaeidae. The record is from RefSeq and is a predicted model, not a curated record. The transcript has 2 exons. The coding region runs from base 16 to 1482 and encodes 488 amino acids.
GGCGUGCGGCAGUCAAUGGCAGCGGCCGCGACGGCUGGCGGACGAUGGCUGGCAGGGGACUCCUAUAAUACCCGUGUUCGGGGCAGCAUGGCUCACAAAAUAGGACUGAACGACACGCAGUACGAGCCAGACAUCCGCGGUGAAGUGGACUUCGGUUUUUUCGACAGUGAUGACGAGUUAGAAAGGACGAAGGGCAGUGAAAUGGUCAGUGGCUCGGCUCGCCUAAGCUCGGUUCUCGGGGCCUCCUCCCCCGGCGCCAGGUCGGGCCUGCUCUCCCGUUGCGCCGAGGACGCGUCUUCCCCUGCUGCCGGGCCGUCGGAAGGUCAGCGGCGGGCGCAGGAGGCGGCGAGGGACGAGGACAGGCGGCGGCGUGGCAGAGCGAGCCCCGGCGCAGGCCAGGCAGGUAGUGCGAGUUCCCCCGAGGCCGAGGCCAUGGAGCGCGUAGACCCCGGCCCUUACAGCUCGGACGAGUGGGAGGAGAGUGCCGCGAGUGACACGGACGGCGACCACAGUGACAGCAGUGACGACGACGACCCCAAGUCCCAGGUGGACAGGCUGAUCGAGCGCGGCGCCCUCAUGUACAUGGACGGCGAGAACUCCAACCUGUCCUCCGAGACGGACAGCAGUGACAGUGACAGCAGCUACGGCUGUGACAGUGAUAGUGAGAGUGACAUCACAGAUGUGUCCCCCUUGAUCUCCGCCACGGCGAGUCCCCUGGGCCUGUCCCCCGUCCUGCCCCGCCGCACGCUGGGCACGUCGCCCCUGGCACUGCACGACAACAGGGACCUGGCCCUCGAGUGCCGUGAGGACGACAGCCCCGGGCACGACCAGGGCUACGACUCCCAGCCGCACUGCAACGGCUACAGCAACAGCGACGACUCCACGGACAUGACCCUGCUGCUGAAGGCGGUGGUGGAGCUGGAGAGGAAGCAGCAGCGCAACCGCCGCUCCAACGGCCACCACCAGUACCACGGCCGCCAGUGCCACAACCAGCAGUACCACCUCAACCAGCCCUCGUCGCCCGUCACCAUCCACCCCAUAGACGCCAGCCCCCACCACAGUCACCUCCGCGGCUCGCACCACAGGAGGAAGAACAUGUCCUUCUCCAACGACGAAGUGCGGAGAAUCGACCGCGAGAACCAGAUCCUCCUGCACAAAAUCAUGUCUGCGCACAACCGCAGCAGACAGCAUAACUCUUCCAACCAGAACAGCCGGUCCGUCCACAGACCCGCGAACUCUACUGUGACCAGGAGGAGAGAAGACGAGAAGAUUCGCAGGGAAAACAUGAUCUUGCUGCGAAAAAUCCAGGAGGCCAAGCCUUCUCGGGAUGUAACUGCAUCUCGGCCACCCCGUCAUAGGACAACGCAUGGCCUCCGUCCACCCUCAAGCCUUCCUACCACUCCAGGAUCCUGCGGAGCCUCGGCCCGCACAGCUCCAGGCCAUGUGAACACACCAACUCCACGGAAAGAGACGGCUCUCUGAAUUAGCCACCAAGUAAUAACUUCAGGUAAUUCAUGGCAUAUGAAGCUUGUAAUACUGCUGAUUACAGUUUUCUUGUACUCAAGUUGCCAAUAAUAGUUGACAGGGAGGUUCUUCCAUUAAGAGAACAAUGACGUUCCUUUAUGGAGUUAAAUGUGCUGUCUAUAUUCCAAUAUGUCACAUGAAGGUGUCCAGUUUGUAAUGUUAAUUUCUUUUGCUAUCAUGAAAAUGGCCCAGUUUUAUUUCCUUGCACUAAGGAUCAUUUAGGUGUACAUUCUUGUAAUGAAGUUUCAGCAUUAAGACAAAGUUCAUACUUGUGCAACUGUUGACCCCAUUGUCCAGGUCACCACACAUUAUACUUAUACAAAUAUGCAUUGAAAUGUACAGUUGCUUGGUGUUACGUAGAGGUUGCUCUCACUUUAGUGAGUGAAUAAAUGAUUGGUAGAGCAAAAUAACAUAUACGGAUUCAUAAUGAUAUCAGUGUGGCAAGUACUGUGAAGGUUCUUUUGGUACAAGAUCAUUUUCUUCUUUCUCAGUGUUUUUUGCUCUUUCACUUUUAUUUAUUAUUUACUUUUCCCUAUGCAGAAAUUCAAUCGAAUCUGUUGUAGAUAAACUUUCCAUCUUUCGAUGCAUCCAAACUCGUCAUAAGCAUUUGAGUGCAUUUAGUUAUAUGCAAAGUUUGUUUUAAGGUGUGAAAUCUGAAAUUUCUGUUUAGGGUUGUUAGGUUUCAUGAUAAGAAUGAACUUUGUAUUAAAUGUGUGACAGGAAGCUCAAAUAGGUGGUCAGCCCAUAUUGUGAUUAUUUGGAGUGAAAUGGAGUUUACAGCUGGAAAUGUAAACACAUUAGAAUUAUGGGGUUACUAUCACUACCUCUCUAGCAAAAAUAUCAAUGCUUUAAUUCAUAAUCUAAAGACAUAAAUUUCCCACAAAGUGAAUGCAUGUUAAAGACCUCGUAAGAGUAAUUGAAAACUUGAUAGUUUACUGCAGCUAUUAUUACAUUCCAUUUUUUGAUGCAUCAGAGUUCCCCAGUGUACUGUAGCUAUGGUCCUGUAUCUGAAUCAUCAAGACAUAUUUGGUAGUCAUUUUGAUCAACGAAGAAAGACCAUUGGAUGUAGUAUGUGGUGUAACGGUGUGAGUUGUACGUAUGCAGCAGUCAAGGUUGAUGGCUUCUGUUAUGUGAGAACAUUAACAUUGAUGUGUUCCAAAUGUGUUGUUGUUGUUGUAUAUAGCAUUUUAAGGGAUGAGUUGAAGAUGAUUAUCCUUAUGGAGUAGAUGUGAGCAUAAAAAGGGAUUCCAGCCAGGCAGUUUGGCAGCUUACAGCAGUGACUGCCUUUUCUCACAAGUAUCAAAACAUCUGCUUCACGAUAAGCCUGUUCUCAUGUUUGCUAGUUGGGAAUAGGAGAUGAAUUUCAUUCUCACAAAGAAAUGUGGAGCUCCAGCUAGAGAAUGGAUUGCCAAAAAGGAUGCACACUCAUGCUCGCAUUUAUUUCAUUUGAAUUAUCCUCUGCUCAACUCGACGUGUGGUAAUUCUUGUGUUCAGUUACUAUGGACUUCUCAUGUAUCUCGCUGCAGUUCAUGCCUCAGUCUCAGAUCUCCUAGGAUUGGUGGAAGUGAACAGGGUUAGUUAGAUAUUAAACAAUUUUGAGUCCAUGGCAUUAAGGCAGGAGACAGGAACAGUCAUGCAUGUGGAGGUGUGAUAACGGAAGUUUAAUUUCUAUUAAUAUUAUGCUUAGCACUUUAAGGGAAAUGUCUUUAGUAAUGGACUUGGUGCGCCAAGGGAGAGAGGUAGCAAAGCGAGAAUAUUCUCUUUGUAGUUUAUUCUUGCAUUACUAGCUACCAACUCUCUAAAGCAAGUAAUUGUCUUUAUAGGCAAUUGAUCUAUUACUGAUGCACAUCAAUAUCAAUAUUUAUCUGGCUUAAAUAUUACCUUUCAACAGGUAAUCUCAUAAUUUGAACAGUUUAAUUUGCUAAAGAGUAACCUUCUUCUAAGGUAACAAAUGUAUUUAUUUAUAACCUCUGGAACAUUAUUUUUUUCUUUUUUCCGAGAGCGAGAAAGAAACCUACGAGUUGAAAAUAAUUGGUUAUGGUAGGUUUUGGCACAAACUUGAAACAGCACCUUCCCCUCCAGGUUGAGCUUAUAGGCACAAAGAAGAAGCAGAAAACCAGUAAUGUUGUGUAAUAUGGCAUCAAUACUUAAUGUCAGUAGUAAAUGCCACUGCAGUAUCAACUAGUGACGGGUAUUUGAUUAUUUUCUUUUAUUUUGUGUGGCCGCCAUUGUAAUGAGAGGAUAAGAAACUGUAUUGUGUGUCACUAACAGUCUUUAAUCAUACAAGGAGGAUGAAAUCAACAAUUUAUCAUGUGAAUAAAUAGAUAUAAUAAUAUAUACUGCCUUAUGAAUGUGACAGGGAUGAGGCUCCAUUGUUAACCUCAGCUGGUCCUUCCAUAAGGUAAGUUUUACCCCCAUCAAGGGUAGAACGCCUGCUUCAAUACCACCCUGGGUGCAUAAUGCCUCAUCUCGUCUCAUAAAUUUCAUCCUUAUUAAUCUAGUCAGAUGAUCUUAUUCAGUGAGUUUUAACAUCUUCAGUUUAAAAAUUCUUGAACAGCACUUCAUCUACACAAACACAUGUUAGUACAUUGAUUUAAAAUUUUAUAUAUAUAUAUAUAUAUAUAUAUAUAUAUAUAUAUAUAUAUAUAUAUAUAUAUAUAUAUAUUUAUAUAUAUAAAAUAAAGAUAUGUAUGUAAAAAAAAAAUCCCUUAAAAAAAAAUGAAAGGGUGUUCAUAAUUUGAAUUUUUCUCUACAUUUUGGUAAACGAUGAAAAAUAGAGAAUGAAGUGCCGGAAGAAUUUAGAUCUGAAUAUGUCUGUUAUGCUUCCAAGUGUCAAUAAAGUUAUGUAUUGAUCUCUUUAUUGUGUGCAGCAGCUCAUAAAUUUCAGAAAAUGAAAAGAAAUGAAAAGAAAAAAAAUAUAUAAGAAAAAAAAAAAUUAUAAGAUUUGCAGUUUGUGCACACUUUUAGUGAAAAAAAAAAGCUUAUGUGUUAUUGUGAAGGUGAUGUGCCAUAUUGAAAAUAGAAAUGGCACAGAAGUGUAUAGGGACCAUUUUGAAAACGGUUGAUCAGUUUUGUAUAUUCCACUAGCAUCGCAUUGUUAUCAGGCUUUGUAAGAUAACUCGGCAUUUUUUUUGUUUUUCAUAUUUUUGUUUUUAUUGGUUAUUUUACCAUUCAUUUUUAUAGCAGGUUUCAUAUAAAAAUGCAAAUGACUUAAAGAGCAAUAAAAGUAUCCCAGAUAAAAUUACUUGGUGUAAGAGCAAGUAAUUUCCUCAUAGGUUGUAAAAAAAUUUAUACUUUAAAUUGUUUGUUUAAGGUCAACAUGAAAGCCAUUUUAAUUCUGAUUUAUGUAAAUAUAUGUAACUUGGUAUAACCUAUAUAUUUAUCUGUAUUAAUUUUCUAAAUGUAAAAUAACUGUAUGGAUUUUUAAGAAAUUAUUUUUUUUAUUACAUUUUUUUUUUUUUUUUUCUCUCCCUCUUCAUCCUGCCUUUCUUCAUAUUAAAUGCUGCCCCUUGGAUAAUUGUUGUACAAGGCAGAAACCAGAAGACCAUCCUGGAUGUUGUGAGCUGCUUAUUGUUGAGUUGUGAUUUAUGUAAAGGAGAUGUUGUGUGGAAUAUGAAAUGACCAUUUUAAAACUGGAGACAAUUUUCACGGCCGUUAAGAUUACUUGUAAAUAUUUUUUAUACUUGUCUUUCAUUGUCUGUGAAAACUUUUGAACAAUAAAAACUACUGUUGAAAA